Rhizophagus irregularis DAOM 181602=DAOM 197198 is the source of this 2706-nucleotide messenger RNA. RefSeq lists its product as uncharacterized. Gene Ontology annotation, molecular function: serine-type carboxypeptidase activity. NCBI's taxonomy places the organism in Eukaryota, Fungi, Glomeromycota, Glomeromycetes, Glomerales, Glomeraceae. The record is from RefSeq and is a predicted model, not a curated record. Gene Ontology annotation, cellular component: trans-Golgi network. Gene Ontology annotation, biological process: proteolysis; apoptotic process.
AUAGAUUUUUUUUUUAUCCCUUUUAAUAUUUAAUCCUUUAUUUUCUUUAUUUAAAUGACCUUUUUGUCGUGAUCGAUUUAAAAAAGAUCAAAAUGUUUUUGAAUAUAAUAUAACUAUAAAUUUUCUCUGAUUAUGUUUUAUUAUUAGAGCGUCCAUUAAAAAGACUAGAUAAUGAAGUAACACGAAAUUUUUACAAUAUUACCAUUACUACGUUGACUUUAACGAAAAGUCUCGAUCAGAUCUACGUAAUGAUCUACGCACUAAUACUAUUCAAAAAAUUUUGUACUACAUCACUAGUCCGUUUCUUCUUUUUUUAAUUAAUUAUUAAUUAGAAUGUUUGAGAAAGAUUAAAAUAUUAUUUUUAGAUUUAUUAAACUCUUUAAUUUUGAGGAUUAGAUAUGAAGUGUAGUUUAAAACUUUUGGCUCUAGGAAUAGGGCUACUUUUAUCAGCUUUUUAUAGAAUUACUGAUGCUGCCGAUGCCUCAAAAUAUUUCGUGAGUUCUUUACCUGGUCUACCAGAUAAUUCAAAUUUGAAACUUCAUGCUGGACAUAUUACAAUUGAUGGAAAAACAAAUUCAAAUGUUUUUUUUUGGUUAAUUCAUAAUCGACAUAUUCCUAAUAUACCCAAAUUUGUCAUUUGGCUUAAUGGAGGUCCCGGGUGUUCAAGUAUGGACGGACUAUUUCUUGAGAAUGGACCUUGGAGAAUGAAUCAUGAUCAAACUUUAAGAUUAACUGAUGGAUCAUGGGAUGAAUAUGCCAAUGUAUUAUAUGUGGAUUUUCCCGUAGGAACAGGUUUUAGUUUUGCUAAUAGUAAUAGUUAUCCGAAAAAUAUGACAGAGAUAGUAUCACAUUUCCUAUUGUUUAUUGAUAACUUUUUUGACACCUUUCCUGAAUAUUCCAAGGACCAUUUGUAUAUAAGCGGGGAAAGCUUUGCUGGUACAUUUAUUCCAUAUAUGGCUUCUUCUAUUUUGAAGAGAAAUCAUGAAAGGAAAACCCCUGAUUAUAGAAAGUAUAAUUUAAAAGGUAUCGCUAUUGGUAAUGGUUGGAUCGAUCCAGUUUCGCAGUACAAUGCUUAUUACACUUUUUCAGUUGAAAAAGGAUUAUUAGAUGGAGAAGAUAAGGAUACGGCUGAAAAACAAUUGAAAAAAUGUAUGAAAGAACAGAAAAAGAAACCAACUAUACAUUUAGAUAUAUGCGAACAAAUUCUUCAAACUAUUCUAAAACAUUCCAUUCAAAAAGUUGGAGAAAAUGAGACAUGUAUAAAUCAAUAUGAUAUUAGAGAUCAUUCAGAUUCUUAUCCUUCUUGUGGGUCUAAAUGGCCUUAUGAACUUUCCGAUAUUACACAAUAUUUAAGAAGAGCUGAUGUUAUUGGAGCUAUUCAUGCAGAAAAUCAGCAACUUGGAUGGGUUGAAUGUAAUCAUGGAGUCGGAAGAGGUUUUGAUAAUGAUAAUAGUCCGCCUUCUGUUACCCUACUCCCCGCUUUGUUAAAACAAAUCAAUGUAUUGUUAUAUAGUGGAGAUCAGGAUUUAAUUUGCAACACAAACGGAACAAAUGAUAUGUUAGAGAAUUUAGAAUGGAACGGACAUAAAGGAUUCCAAAAUCUUACAACACUACCAUAUUUUGUAAAUCACACAAAAGCAGGAUACAUAUUAUCAGAAAGAAAUUUAACAUAUGUAGUGGUUUAUAAUUCGAGCCAUAUGGUACCUUAUGACAAACCAGUAGUUAGUAUGGAUAUGAUGUAUAGAUUUAUGGGAUUGAAUCAUCAUCUUGUUAGUAAAUGGCCUUCUAGUAUUGGAUUUGAGAAUUCUGAUGAUGAUAUAAGUACCGAUACAUCCUUUAAUGAAAAGAUUGAUAAAUACUAUAACGCUGGAACGUUUACGCUUGUAAUCGUUAUACUCGCAAUAGUUGGAUUGGGAGCAAUUAUAUGGCGUAAUAGAUCAAGAAGACGUAAUAGAAAUGCAAGUCAAGCUAUGAAAGCUGCUGUUGAAAGUCAAAUGGGUGAAAUGGAUGAAUUGGUGAUAGAAUCACCAUUAUUCCAAUCAGAUGAUGUAGAUCAUUUUGGAGAUAGUGAUCCAGAAGAUGAUAACCAUGGAUCAACAAGUAAUGCUAGCAGAAAUAAGAUCAGAGAACGAAAUCAAGGAAGUAGAUAUCAAGAUAGUGAAGAUAAUGAUAGAGAAGAAAGAAUGAGAUUAAGGUCUAGUGAUGAUAGAUAAUUAUUUCUAUCUUGCUUCUUUUUUUUUAAAAAAAAACUUAUUUAUCUAGAAAAAGCGAAUAUUUUAGUUUAAUAUAAAAUAACUUUUUUUAAGAAAAAAAAAAACAAUUUAAAAAAUAAUAUAUUUAUCAUAUCUUUGUAUUUUUUUUUAAAAAAAAAUUAAAAUAUUUUAACUAGUUAUCAAUUUAGACAUUAAUAAUUAUUGUAUUUUCGUGAAAAUAGACCCUUUAAGGAAUUUUAAUUUAAUGAAAAAAAAAAUUUGUUAAUAAUCAUGAUAUUUUGGUUUUGGCAUUUUGAGCGAACCUGUGAAAGCGUUCUUUGAUCUCGAUAAAAAUCUAUUAUCAAUUAAUACUUUUUAAAUGUAUUUAUAAAUAACUUCAAGAUUUUGAUCACGGAUUUGACCUCAAGCUCUUUUUAACCCUUUUAUUAUGAAUAGUCUUUUUUAAGAGCAAAGAAAUGUAUGAUCAAUUAUUUUAUCAAUCUUGACGGAAAAU